AAACCCUAUAUAUAGGACACUUUCAUGCAAAGACUGCUUGCGAAGAACCUUCUUAAUAUAGCAUAAGCACAAGGCCAUGGGUGUGAUCUCAUCAAAAUGGGUUUCUUUUCUUCUGCUUCUCUUGUGCAUUGUCCUUCAUUUGAGUGCAAUCAGCCUUGGUGAUGACAAGCUUGACAAAACUAGAUAUCGAGACGAUGACUGUAGGUGGAAUCCAAGACGUUGUGGAGGCCGCUUUGGUGGUGGACGUGGGGGAGGACUAGGAGGUGGUGGUGGUAGAGGUGGUGGCUUUGGCGGUGGAGCCGGAAGAGGAGGAGGGCUUGGCGGUGGUGGUGGUAAAGGUGGUGGCUUUGGCGGUGGAGCCGGAGGAGGAGGAGGGCUUGGAGGUGGUGGUGGUAGAGGUGGUGGAGCUGGAGGAGGAGGAGGACUUGGUGGUGGUGGUGGUGGUGGUAAAGGUGGUGGCUUUGGUGGUGGAGCUGGAGGAGGAGGAGGGCUUGGUGGCGGUGCUGGAGGGGGUGUUGGAGGAGGUGGUGGCUUUGGUGGUGGUGGAGGAGGAGGUGUUGGAGGUGGAGCUGGUCAUGGUGGAGGAUUUGGGGCUGGAGGAGGUGUAGGUGGCGGAGCUGGAGGUGGUACUGGUGGAGGUGGUGGUUUUGGUGGAGGUGGUGGAGGUGGUGUUGGUGGUGGGUCAGGACAUGGUGGAGGCUUUGGAGCUGGAGGAGGCGUAGGAGGCGGAGCUGGAGGUGCUGGUGGUGGUGGAGGAGGUGGAGGAGGAGGUGGUGGCGGUGGUAUUGGUGGUAGUUCAGGUCACGGUGGGGGCUUUGGAGCUGGAGGUGGUGUAGGUGGUGGCCUCGGAGGUGGUGCCGGAGGAGGUGGUGGUGGAGGUGGUGGAGGAGGUGGAGGUCUAGGUGGUGGAUCAGGCCAUGGUGGUGGCUUUGGAGCGGGUGGAGGUCUCGGAGGUGGAGCUGGUGGAGGUUUAGGUGGAGGUGGAGGUGGAGGUGCAGGAGGUGGGCAUGGUGGUGGAGCUGGUGGAGGAUUUGGAGUUGGGAUUGGCAUUGGUGUAGGAGUUGGGGCUGGUGCCGGCCACGGGUCUGGAAGUGGUUCGGGCGGUGGUGGAGGCGGACACUAAACAUGCUUCACCUUGGAAACCAAGCUUUUUGGCAAUAUGAAAUGGACAAUGCAAGUAAACUAGAAAAAUAUCAGCUUGAAUUCUAAAGCAUCUUUUGUGAUGUCAGUUUGUACGCUUAAUGUUGUAAACUUGUGUUCUCAUAAAUUUCUCCUUGGUGCUUCCCAAUUACUCGGAUUUAUGUAUGGUCACUAAGAAAUUAAUUCGCAAUAAAGCCCUUCUUUUCUGUGUU
This is a messenger RNA of Populus nigra (black poplar), 1352 nucleotides long. Its product is annotated as glycine-rich cell wall structural protein 1-like. Lineage: Eukaryota; Viridiplantae; Streptophyta; Magnoliopsida; Malpighiales; Salicaceae. The coding region runs from base 77 to 1123 and encodes 348 amino acids. The transcript has a single exon. The record is from RefSeq and is a predicted model, not a curated record.